GGGUUGAAGGUCAGGUAGCCAUAUUGUCUGUUGAGGCGGAUUGGGGAAAAAAGAAGCAGGCGCUGACACCGAUCACAGUGGAUCUUAGUGCGUUAAAACAUAAAGUCUGGAUCCAGACUUUUAAACUAUAGUGUACAGCUAUGUGGGAUCAAGGCAGUCAACCGUGGCAGCACUGGCCUUUAAGUCAGCAGCAAUGGGUGCAGAACUUCCAGCAUCAGCAAGAUCCAGGUCAAGUCGAUUGGGCUGCUCUGGCACAAGCAUGGAUUGCUCAGAGAGAGUCCACUGGGCAAACCGUUGUGGAUCAGCAAGGAAUGCAACCUAAUGGACAGGAAAUGCCAGGACUAGAUCCUGGGCCUAACAAUCAUGGGAAUUUUCAGGGUGACCCUAAUUUUAAUAGAAUUUGGCAGCCAGGUAUGUUUUUUUAAUGUUAUUUACAAUUU
This is a messenger RNA of Polypterus senegalus (gray bichir), 440 nucleotides long. RefSeq names its product arginine/serine-rich protein PNISR-like. The record is from RefSeq and is a predicted model, not a curated record. The transcript has 3 exons. Gene Ontology annotation, molecular function: RNA binding. Gene Ontology annotation, cellular component: presynaptic active zone; nuclear speck. Bases 141 to 425 code for a protein of 94 amino acids. NCBI's taxonomy places the organism in Eukaryota, Metazoa, Chordata, Cladistia, Polypteriformes, Polypteridae.